AUGGCGGAAUACAUAGGAGAUGCCGACGAGCGAGAAAUCAUCAAGCCUCCAUUGCGGUCCAGUGUGUGGAAACACUUUGGAUUUUGCAAAGACGGCGAUGUUUUAAAUAAGUCGCUCGCUGUUUGUAGAAUAUGCAAAGGUCAAGUAAAGUACAACGGCAACACGACAAAUCUCUCUAGCCACCUACUAAGGCGCCAUGGGAUUUCACACAACACCGACCGUCCAGGCACCUCUUGCAGCGUUCCCGCUACUGCAGCCGCAGCGCAAGGUAAAGUCAACUCUGCAGAAGCCUCAGGCCUCGCCUGCAUGUUUAGUCAGAGACUAGGCCAAAACUCAGCUCGGGCGAAAAACAUCACGGCAACAAUUGCCAAGUUUAUCUGCAAAGAUUUGCGACCGUACAGUGUGGUUGAAAAUCCGGGGUUCCGUGAAAUGAUUCUAACAUUGGAGCCAAGGUACACGAUACCAAGCCGACCACACUUCUCAGAAAAAGUUAUUCCUGCAUUGUACGAAAGUACUAAGAAUGACGUGAAGCUGUCGCUUUCUCAAGCUGAACGAGUAGCCAUAACGACGGAUGGCUGGACGUCAUGCUCAAAUCAAGGGUAUGUGACAAUUACCUCUCAUCACAUUGAUCCGGAGUGGAAAAUGAAGACCUUUGUUCUGCAAACCAGAGUUUUAAAUGAAGCCCAUACUGGUAAAAAUAUUGGCGCGUUACUGCGUGAAGCCUGCAUGGAGUGGGAAAUCUCAGACAAGAAUCCUGCCAUCGUCACAGAUAAUGCCAGGAACAUGAUUGUGGCCGGUGCAGAAGCCCAGUUCAGUCCACACAUUACCUGCUUCGCACAUACACUCAACCUCACCUCGCAGAAGGGUUUGGAGGUGGAGCGUGUUUCCAGGUUGUUGGGGAAGGUGCGAAAAAUUGUUGGAUAUUUUCACCGCAGCACGAUUGCAUGUCACGCCCUACAGGAAAAACAAACUCUGAUGGAUUUACCAAAACAUAAACUGAUCCAAGACAUAAUCACCAGAUGGAACAGUUCCUUCGAAAUGCUUGAACGUUUUUUGGAACAACAGCAAGCUAUAAUGGCAACUCUGAUGUCCAAGGAUCUACGAAAAAAGGGGGUCACAGAUGUAGGCACGCUGAGUGAGAGUGAUAUUGCCAACAUGGAAGACAUUGUUCAGUUGAUGGGUCCUGUCAAAAUGGCAACUACUGUUAUGUGUGAAGAAGACCAGCCAACUCUCUCUGUAAUUGCUCCACUUCAAGCAAAACUGCUGAAACACCUUCAGCCAUGUGAAGACGACUCAACCCUGGUUGCAGAGAUCAAGAGGGUGAUGGCCAAUGACCUCUCCACACGCUACAGUGGCACCCAAGAUGCUCUCAACAUGGGUAAUUAA
Rhinichthys klamathensis goyatoka is the source of this 1386-nucleotide messenger RNA. RefSeq names its product E3 SUMO-protein ligase ZBED1-like. The record is from RefSeq and is a predicted model, not a curated record. The coding region runs from base 1 to 1386 and encodes 461 amino acids. Gene Ontology annotation, molecular function: DNA binding. The transcript has a single exon. Lineage: Eukaryota; Metazoa; Chordata; Actinopteri; Cypriniformes; Leuciscidae.